AUGACCAAUCAACCACAUUCAGCUACGCGCUUGGACUCUAGCGAUGCGCUACGCUACAUCUGGCUAUUUUGGCGCAUUACGGGUAUUCACCCGACCGAAAAGUAUCGCUGUAUGUACUGGCUUUACUCCCUGCUGCUGAACUUCACCACUACGGUGCUGAUUAUAUCAUUUUACGUCGUCACGUUCUUCAUAAGCAGCGAUCUGAUCGAAAUUCUAACGAACCUUAGCGUGAUGGUGCCACUGAUCUACAGUUCAACCAAGCACUUCGUCGUCGCCUAUCACAUACGAGGCGAAUUGCCGAAAGCGGCGCUGCAUUUAGAAGCGCUGGACCGACGUGUGGAGCUUGAGCCGACGGCAUGCGCGAACUUGAAACGCUUAGUGCAACGCUGCCGGAAAAUAUACCUUGUGGCUUUGGCAGGCAUUGCCGUCUGCUUGGCGCUUUACGCUGUGGUCGGUAUUUCGCGACACAAAUUACCCUUUGAGGGUUGGCUACCGUUCGAUUGGGAGCACUCGCUUAGCGCUUACAUAUUGGCGUGCGCCUUUCAGCUGUUCUGUCUGAGCGUACAGUGUAUCUGUGCGCUGUGCAACGACAUCUAUCCGAUUGUGUAUUUGUUGCUGUUGGUGGCUCAUUUGCGCAUCUUGAACGCACGCAUCGCUCGGAUCGGUGGCGUGUGCAUGGAGCAACGCAACGAAGUGGCGAUUUAUCAACAGCUUACGGCCUGUGUGCGUGAUCACUGGGAGUGCCUAAAGUGCAUCAGUCCAGCAAUAGCUGCGACAAUCUUCAUUCAAUUCAUCAGCACCGCGCUUGCGCUCUGCACCGCCGCUGUGGCUUUCGUGAAUGCCGAUUCUAUUGGCGAGCAGUUGAUAAAAUUUCUGCCUUACAUCUUGGUGGUGCUCUGUGAAAGCGCGCCAUGCUGUUGGCUUAUGGACGAAGCUGCCCUUGAAAUGUUCAAGUUGACAAAUGCGCUCUUCUCUUGCUGUUGGUAUGAACAGAACUUACCGUUUCGCCGCUCGUUGAUUAUUUUCAUGGAACGCUCACAGAAGAUCGAGCAAAUAUUGGCUGGUAAUAUCGCUCCGAUUUCGCUGCUUACUUUUAUUAAGAUUAUACAAUUUGCUUUCUCCUUGUUCACACUUCUCAAUCAAUUCAAGAAAUAA
This is a messenger RNA of Bactrocera tryoni, 1155 nucleotides long. RefSeq names its product odorant receptor 2a-like. Gene Ontology annotation, molecular function: odorant binding; olfactory receptor activity. Gene Ontology annotation, biological process: sensory perception of smell; detection of chemical stimulus involved in sensory perception of smell. Lineage: Eukaryota; Metazoa; Arthropoda; Insecta; Diptera; Tephritidae. Bases 1 to 1155 code for a protein of 384 amino acids. The transcript has 3 exons. The record is from RefSeq and is a predicted model, not a curated record. Gene Ontology annotation, cellular component: plasma membrane.